AUGACGGCCAGCGUGACCUCUCCCUCUGGCCAGACUUCACCUUGUGACGUAAUCUGCACAUCGCCGGGCAAAUAUUCUAUUCGCUUUAUUCCUCGCGAGAUGGGUGCUCAUACGGUAUCUGUCAGACAUCGUUCAAUGCACAUUGCAGGAAGUCCCUUCCAGUUUACGGUGGGCCCCAUCACGGAGGGUGGUAGCGACAAGGUGCGCGCUACCGGCCAGGGUCUUCAAUAUGGAUAUGUGGGCAAAACCAACGAAUUCAACAUUUACACGCGCGAAGCUGGAGCUGGCGGACUCUCAAUCGCGAUCGAGGGUCCGAGCAAAGCCGAGAUCGACUUUGAG
This is a messenger RNA of Protopolystoma xenopodis, 339 nucleotides long. Lineage: Eukaryota; Metazoa; Platyhelminthes; Monogenea; Polystomatidea; Polystomatidae. The record is from the annotation of a GenBank genome assembly.